AUGACCAUGAUGUCCCAUAUAUUCGAGUAUUUCUCCGCACCGGCGUACUACACUGCCUCGCCGGCUGUAUUGUCAACUUACGCGGCCAACAUACCCACCGCUCUCGUCAUCGACUCGGGCUACGCGGGAACCGCAACUUUACCAGUCUACGACCACGCGCCUAUCCGGUACCAUGCCCGUCGGCAUGACGUUGCGGGACAGGCGAUAGACGACUGGCUACAGCAAGCUCUCACGAAUGAAGUCGGUCUCGAGCUUCCGUCAAACGGGGCUUGGGACGACGUUCUCUGGCUGGCCAAGACUGAACGAUGCCGCGUCGCGAAGGACUUUGAGGAGGGCGUCAUGCGGUGGAAGAAGAUGGUGGAUGCCGGAGGGGAAGAAGAGGUUUGGGAUCUGCCUGAUGGGAUGAAAGUCAAGCCUGACACCCCGCUAGGUUUGCGUGCGGGUGAGGUGUCUUUCAACCCUUCCAUGUUGGGGCUUGAUGUUGGUGGGCUGCAGCAUGAUGCCUUUGGUGUUAUCAUGAAGUGCGACCAGGGUCUUCGGGACAGACUCUCCGUGUUAUUGACGAUGGUGUAG
Molecule: messenger RNA, 573 nt
Organism: Colletotrichum fioriniae
Lineage: Eukaryota; Fungi; Ascomycota; Sordariomycetes; Glomerellales; Glomerellaceae
Source: RefSeq, a predicted model, not a curated record